CGAUUCAUCAGCUUGAUCGUUCAUGGUGUGAACUUAUUUUGCUAUGCUGUCUGACGGCUCUUCAACUGGAGACUGGCUUCCCUCCCUUCAUGAUCUGAUGCUGUGUCCUAGCGACGGCCAAGAGUCUUCUGAGGAUUCUUAUGUGGCUUUUGUAUCUCAGAAGGAACCCUUCAGCUAUCCAAUUGUAAAUUUAUGAGUAGCUUUAAUGGAAACGAGACAAUGAACCCUUAAAUAUGUUGUAAUGUGAUUUUUUUUAUAAUGAUUUAGUGACUAAAUGAACCAAGGACUAUUUGUAAGAUGGCCGUUAUGGAGGGCUCCCUAAGCAAGUGGACUAACCUUAUGAAAGGAUGGCAGUACCGAUGGUUCGUCCUGGACGACAAUGCUGGGCUGCUGUCCUACUACACGUCGCGAGAGAAGAUGAUGCGGGGUGUGAGGCGUGGCUGUGUCAGGCUGAAAGGGGCUGUCAUCGGUAUAGACGAUGGCGACGACAGUACAUUUACCAUCACGGUGGACUCGAAGACAUUCCACUUCCAGGCAAGGGACGGUGACGAAAGAGAGAAGUGGAUACGCUGUCUCGAGGAUACUAUUAUGAGACAUGCCUACGGUUACAAAAAUCCUAGUUCUUUGCGUUUAGAUUCAAUGAGGCCUUCUGUAACGAUGCAAGAUUUCGAUAAAAAGUUGGCUGAAUCUGAUGGCUACUUACAGAUCCUGAUAAAUCAAAUCAAAACUAUUGAGUUGAAAAUGGAGUCCGAUUUAGAUGCAGAAGAAAAGGCAAAGUGUGAAAAUAUUAUUUCACACACAAAUAAUUUACUUGAGCAAGUGAAGCACACAAUUGUUCUACUUCAAAUAGCUAAAAAUACAGCUUACCCUGUUAAUGGUACCUACCAGCCCAUGGACAAAAUCGAUUCCUCACCCAAUCAGCUCGACCACAAUUCGCCACUUGCUUCUACUUCCAUGGUCGUAUCGGAUGCUGCCUUCGCGCUCCCGCCUAGUUCGAUAGGUGUGCCAGAAACCUCGUAUUCCACGUCCGAAGAAGAAGAUUUUUAUGAUGCUCACGACAGCAGUGAUCCUCCGAGCCCUACUGUUAUGAAACACUCAUUCUCUCAAAACAUGAAUGCGAGUUUUGAUGCUGCUGACAAUGAACAUGACGAUGAAGGAGAAGCAGAUGGAGGUCCUAUGUUGAACCCUAAUUCCCCUCCUACCUACGUCAAAUCCGAUGGGAGUUUAGAUUAUGAUGCUUUAUAUGAAGAUCCGGAAGAAACAAACAUUUCAAUGGAAAGCCAAGGCUCUGUCGUAAGCCAUCUGCUUUCUCAAGUGAAGAUAGGCAUGGAUUUAACAAAAGUCGCUUUACCUACAUUUAUUCUUGAGCGACGUUCCUUGCUGGAAAUGUAUGCUGAUUAUUUCGCUCAUCCUGAUAUGUUUGUUAGGAUUUCUGAUUUACCAACUGAAAAAGAGCGAAUGGUGCAAGUUGUUCAGUGGUAUCUCUGUUCAUACCAUGCUGGGAGAAAAAGUUCUGUCGCCAAGAAACCCUACAAUCCGAUAUUAGGAGAAGUAUUUCAGUGUUUUUGGGAUAUUCCAGGGAUCGACAUUGAUAGUGGCGAAACCGAACCGGUGAAGGAUGGCCCUGUUCCGUGGUGCAACCCUUCGCAGUUGACCUUCGUGGCCGAGCAAGUGUCCCAUCACCCUCCUAUUUCAGCGUUUUACGCGGAGCACUAUGAUAAACAGAUAAGUUUUAAUGCGCACGUUUGGACAAAAUCGAAAUUCCUAGGCUUAUCAAUAGGUGUUCACAAUGUUGGAUGCGGAGUGAUAAAUGUGAUUAAAUAUGAUGAGCAGUAUAUCGUAACAUUCCCUAACGGUUAUGGUAGGUCUAUCCUGACCGUGCCGUGGAUCGAACUUGGUGGAUCAGUAUCAAUCACUUGUGAAAAGACAGGGUAUAGAGCCACCAUCGAGUUCUUGACGAAACCGUUUUACGGUGGCAAAAAACAUCGGGUACUCGGAGAAGUUUAUGCACCCAAUGAGAAAAAAUCAUUUUUAACCGUAACCGGCGAGUGGAAUGGUGUGAUGCAGGCCAAGUGGGCAGAUGGUAGAACGGAUCAGUUUGCUAACGUCAACAGCCUCUCGAUAAUAAAGAAAAAUGUCCGUCCUAUUGAAUUUCAAAACGAAAAUGAAUCUAGAAAACUGUGGAAAGAAGUCACAGCGGGUCUGAGAUUGAAUAACGUCUCGCACGCCUCAGACGCCAAGUACAACCUGGAGCAGAAGCAGAGGCAGGAGGCCCAGCAGCGCAAGGAGAGCGGCCUCGAGUGGGAGACCAAGCUCUUCCAGCGCGAUGGCGAUGACGGCUGGCUUUAUGUAAAUCCUCUUUCUAAGAGACUGGAUCCUUAUACUAAUAGGUAGAAAGAAUUAUAGCUAGGAGCUCAUUUUGUUUUGUUUUUUUUAAAUUUUCUUCUUUUGUAAAUUGGUUUAAGUAAUUUAUGCACACUUCAUAAUAUGGAUUACUGUGUAAAUAUACAGAUAUAUAUUUGUAUAAAGUUAUUAAAUUGAUAUAUAUAUAUUGUUUCUAUAACGUUAUUUUUUAAUAAGUUGCUUAAAACCCUUUGAAAUCAGAACUUCAUAUUUAAAUAGUUUCUUUUGUAAAUAGUUAACAGAACUAUAUUUAAUGAAAGAGAAAAAAAUAAUAAUAUUAUAUCAAGGCUAUCUCCAAACGAAAGAUUUCCAAAUUAGGUUAAGAAGAAUAACUUAUUUAAUUGAAUUAUGAAGUCACGAGUUUUAUUUCCAUUCCUCUUUCCCUUUGUGCUUCGUAAAAUAUUUGCUCCUUAUACUAUGAAAAGUUCUAGGCUUUGCUUUUCAUAAGUAUCAUUUUCAGAUAAAUGUAUUUACUCCUUUAGAAGUAAACUUUUUUUUUCUUCGAGGACAGCGGUUGCGGUCAGGUGUACCUGCUGAUCAUCUCCCUAUCCUCCUCCCAUUCCUUAAAGAUUUAGGUUAUGUUGUUAUCCUGGCUUCAAGAAGCUGCCUGAUAUCCCAAUGAAUGUCUGUUAUCCCUUCCAGUAUAGAAAUUUCAAUUCUAGAUUUUUUUUUCACUGUAAGUACUUUCAGUUACACGAAUGAAACUGUCCCUAUGCUAAGAUUUGCUUAGUAAAGGCCAGCUUUUUAUAGUUUAUGUAAAUUUAGAUGCAUCUUACUUCAGAUUCUUUCCUUAGCCAGAGAGACAUGGUUACGUAUUACUAAUGCUGUGAUUUUCAAACGGCCUAUCAAUUACUAAGCCUAUUGAAUCUCCUGCUAUUAACACUCCUAAUAUCUCUUCAUCUACCUUCACACCUAGCUGUUUAGUUCUUAAUACAUUUAGGCAAAUGAAUUUUUCAAUUUAUAAUUAUACAGUUAUAUUUUGGAUACGAAAAAUUUAAUUGUACUCUGUUUCAUUUCAUUUAACAC
Messenger RNA from Nezara viridula (southern green stink bug), 3429 nucleotides. The record is from the annotation of a GenBank genome assembly. Lineage: Eukaryota; Metazoa; Arthropoda; Insecta; Hemiptera; Pentatomidae.